This is a messenger RNA of Saitoella complicata NRRL Y-17804, 1978 nucleotides long. RefSeq names its product Bromodomain-domain-containing protein. NCBI's taxonomy places the organism in Eukaryota, Fungi, Ascomycota, Saitoellomycetes, Saitoellales, Saitoellaceae. The record is from RefSeq and is a predicted model, not a curated record. The transcript has a single exon. Gene Ontology annotation, molecular function: protein binding. Gene Ontology annotation, cellular component: RSC-type complex. The coding region runs from base 290 to 1777 and encodes 495 amino acids. Gene Ontology annotation, biological process: chromatin remodeling.
GAGCCGUCACGACCAUUGAACUCAGCUUACGCCGCCGAGCAUUUUGCGGCGUCUCACAGCAUACUUCGCCAUUAUCGAAGUAAUACGCAUCGUUCUUUGAGUUUGUUCCAGUCUUCAGCGCGAGUUUUGUAGUCCCUUCCUGUUCCAACUCGCUCGGAUCACUACGCAACACCAAGACGCGUCUGCCCAAACACCAGCGCGUAAACCAACUGCAAGCUCUACAGCGCACCGUGCGAAUCGACGAAACCAGGUCGUUCAAUCAAUCAAUUCGGCCGCGACUACUCUCAGAAUGAGCAAGCGAAACGCAGCGUCGCCCGAUCUCGACGAGCCACGAAAGCGACAGCGAUCAGCCCCCGCCAAGGGAGGUGCAUCCGACGUGCUGAAGGAUUGUCGCGCUCUUAUCCAAGCAGUCAUUGAUGCGACUGACGAAGCGGGCGAACUCAUCUCUGCGCCUUUCUUGAAGCUGGUCCCGAAAAAGGCAUACCCGGAUUACUACAAGAUCAUCACGCAGCCAAUCGCAAUCGACCAGAUUCAGCGUAAGGUGAAGAAUGGAGAGUACACUCGAUUAUCUGACUGCAAGAAGGACUUCUUGUUGAUGGUCAGUAAUGCAAAGACGUACAACUCGCCCGAGUCGCAAUUAUACGAGGAUGCGAUCACUAUAUCGAAGGUCGUGAAGGGAUUCAAGGGAGAGGCUCCAGCCGAUGAUGACGAGGAAGACGAUGUCGAGUUGGAACUGACUGAUGAGGAGGAUGUUCUGCCUGCGUAUGGGUCGAAGACGGAUAUGGAGAAAUCCGUCCUCGAUGCUGCGCGUGAACUGAUCCACGAGAUCACACACAUCAAGAAUACCAAAUCGAUCCCGUAUUCAGUUUCCUUCAUGAGUCUGCCUGAUAAGCGAGAGUACGCCGACUACUACCAGAAGAUCAAAGAGCCAAUGUCCUUCAACAUGAUCCUGAAGAAGAUGCGAUCACCCGGUUACGAAUCGCUAGGUGAUUUGGAUAAGGAGGUCGAACUCAUCUUUUCAAAUGCCUUUUCGUAUAAUGAAGAAGGAAGCCCCAUCUGGAAGGACGCCAAGGCUAUGCAGAAGAGCUGGAGGAAGAAGAUCGAGAAGCGACGGAUUGAAUUAGGAGAGAUACAACCGCCUCCGCCGCCGACACCAGCUGUUGAGGCACCCAAGUUGAAACUCACGCUGGGCAACAACUCUGCAACGCCUGCACCCCCAAGCGCUUUACCGCCACGGAUCAAAUUCAAUAUUGGAACAGGCGGUACACCCGUACCCGCCCCAGCUGAGACCAAGGAGGAGCAGAUUGAUGUCGUGAGCGCUGCUGCUCCGGCUGCACCACCGGCACCACCUAAACCUGCGCCGUACGUUCCCGCUCCAGACCCAUGGCUCCGCGAUCCCAAGCUCCCGGCACUUAUACCCCUCCUCAACAUCUCCGGUCCAUCCGUCGCACUUCGAAUCCCACCUAGCCCGCUCAGCAGAUUACAGAUGUACACCAUCACCGUGCCUGCUGCAACUACAACUCUUUCCGUCUCGCCCAUACUUAAUACGACUCUACCUCCGAUCAGGGCUGGCCAGUUUUCGUUGAGUGUUGUGUGUAAUGGACGACGCGUUAAUCCUAGUCCUGAAGCGGGUGCGGGUGGGGGAUUUCCAGUUAGUUUAGCAGGCGUAGCGACUAGCAGAGUUGAGUGUGAGAUUGCGAUUGCACCAUCGCCGGGACAGGAUGCUGGGUUGGAGGGGAGGGAGAGGGUUGUAGUGCUGGUCGUGAGGAGGGGAUAAGGGAGGAAGAAUGGAACAACAACGAGUGUUGUAAAGCGCAAAGGAACGAGGGCGUGCAGACUUCAAGGGCGGUAAAUCUUGAAUGGAGUUACGAACACCUAUACCCUACCCAAUUGCCGGCGCCGGAGUCUGUCACUGAGGGUGGUGUGAUGGCCAUCAAAUAAAGGGCGAGCUCACCGAUAACAAACCGUUCUUUUCGCA